Molecule: messenger RNA, 1123 nt
Organism: Neoarius graeffei (lesser salmon catfish)
Lineage: Eukaryota; Metazoa; Chordata; Actinopteri; Siluriformes; Ariidae
Product: serine/threonine-protein kinase pim-2-like
Exons: 8
Coding region: 1-1014 (337 amino acids)
Biological process (GO): protein autophosphorylation; negative regulation of apoptotic process; regulation of mitotic cell cycle
Cellular component (GO): cytoplasm
Molecular function (GO): ATP binding; protein serine/threonine kinase activity
Source: RefSeq, a predicted model, not a curated record
AUGGAUUGCAAUCAUCCAGCAAACACAGACCCACUCUUCCCUAAUACCUGUGUAGCGGCGUCGUGCUGUUUGAGAAAAAGCAAGGAGAAGCCUCUGGAAAGAAAAAGUAUGGAUGUUUCUCAGGAAGAACUUGAGCCUCGAACUGAGGAGAGGCCAGGAAAAAGGAGGAGAACAGAGACAGAAGAGAAGGGAACACAAACUAUUAAAACAGCAAAGUUGCCUGUAUACUACACGAUGGGAGGACCUUUGGGAAAAGGGGCCUUUGGUGACAUCUUUGCAGGUGUUCGGAAAUUAGAUGGGAGAAAGGUGGCCAUUAAAAUUGAACAAAAGCUCGAUGAUGCACAAUUGAUCACUCUUCCCGGUGACACACAGAGACGCCCUCUUGAGGUGGCACUAAUGGAGCUCGUGUGUAAGCCGCCUCACUGUCCAUAUGUGAUAGAGAUGGUAGAAUGGUUCGAGACGCCCUCAUACUUCGUCUUGGUUCUGGAGAGACCUGAACCCUGUGUUGAUCUCUACUGGUACUGCAGAUGUCUACACAACAGCUUAUCUGAACAUCAGGUAAAAAUCAUCAUGGAGAAAGUAAUUUGGGCUGUAUUGCACUGCCAUGAACGGGGUGUGUUCCAUCGAGACAUCAAGGAAGAAAACAUUCUCAUAAACCCUCAGACCCUUGAAGUGAAGCUGAUUGAUUUCGGCUGUGGUGAUCUGCUUAAGGACACGCCCUACACGGAAUAUUCAGGGACUAUAAUUUUCAGCCCACCUGAAUAUUUUACUGCACAUCAGUACGAGGCGGAACCUGCCACAGUCUGGGGUCUGGGUGUGCUCCUGUACAGUCUGUUAUGUGGAGAAGAACCUUUUAAUAACUACUUGGAGAUUAUUAAAGGCGAGCUGAACCUUCCUGAUGAGCUGUCUGAAGAUUCCUGCAGUCUGAUAACACGAUGUCUGGAACAGGAUCCAGAAAGACGAGCAAACUUAGAAGAGGUCAUCACACACAGCUGGUUCAACAGACCAGAAUAGACCAAAAUAUCGUGAGCUAAAUUUCAGCCAGGGGUCACCAGGGUCAGUGAGAAUCUCCUCAACAGUACCUUCACUUGGGCUGAAAAACAUUCCAACAAAGUCAUAAAUC